This is a messenger RNA of Arabis nemorensis, 198 nucleotides long. NCBI's taxonomy places the organism in Eukaryota, Viridiplantae, Streptophyta, Magnoliopsida, Brassicales, Brassicaceae. The record is from the annotation of a GenBank genome assembly.
AUGCGAUUGUGCCGGGUUAAGCACACGGCCAACCAACGUUCUCUCGAACUGCUUGAUGAUUUCGGAAUCGUCAAAAGCCGGCAUCUUAAUGGAAUGGGUGAAAGUCGCUUUCGCCCGUCUCUUGGAGCCACCAUCUUACCGAAGAAAGCCAUUGCGAGAGAUGUAGAGGGUGAGAGAUCAAGGAUGCGCUGUUGCUAG